UACUGUCGAGAUUUCAAGAUGAAGUGUGUGAAUGAUGGUUACCUGUCUGUGAUUAACGGCAGGUGUAAGUGUAUGUGUCCAGAGGGCCUCGAUCCAGCGACUGGCUGCUCCACGGUUAUACACCAAAUACCAAAAGCCGUGCUAUGGCCAGGUGGAGAAUACGCACUGUUUGCGGCAGACGACAGGUGUCCGGAUGGGUUUGAGUUGGGCACAGUGUCCCACUGGUUCCCCAAACCAUGGAAGGAGUGGAAACCCCCAGUGUCCACAUGAAUUCCACGUUCUCCCGUGAGGGGUCCACUUAUGGCUUCUGCGUGAGGACAGCCGACGAGACGCGGCAGAACACCAAGAAGACGUGGCCGCGGGGAAACUACUGCAUUCUGAGGGGGGGAGACGAGUGUCCGGAAGAUUUUGAAUCGGGCAGCUUAAAGUUUUACGGCCAGGCACCGGAAAACGCCAAAUUCACCAGUGGACCAUUACCAGAUGGAAAGUUUGGACGAAACCCGUUAUUUCAGUUCUGUUGCAAAAACACCGGCUACCUAGAAGAUGAAAUGGUGCUUCCUAACAGCACGCCAUUCAUCCUGCUGUUUUAUCGGAACCAGUACAAAACAUGUCAGCGCAUUAGAGGAAUGUAUGGAACGAAAGAAGAAUUUUUUGUGAAAACGCUACCAAGAGGGAAAAAUGUACAAACCUUUCAUGGCAUACACCCACAAGCUCGUCAGUGGUACAAAAGUGUAGUGUAUAUUCCAAUUUGCUACUAUCGGCCGUAUAAUUCAGACUGUGGCGGAGUCCUGAAGUUGACGAAAGACGAACCAAUGAUGAUCCUCGUAUCACCAAACUUCCCCAAGGAUUACGACAGUGACCUGCGUUGUCAUUGGCUCAUCAAGUCUCCUGCAAACACAACCAUUGUUUUGAAUUUUGAUAAUUUUGAGCUGGAAGAAGUGAACGGCCGGUGCCGAGACUCUCUGGAGAUUGGCCAUGUUAGGAUCGGACAACCUGGCGCAAUGUACUGUGGAGAUGGCUUUGAACGCAGCAUUCACAGUGUUUUUAACAUGAUCAAGUUAACCUUAAGAACCGACAUGGAAGAACAAAAGCAGGGAUUUAAAGCCUUGUUUAAAGUCAUAUUUCCCAGUGAGAUGUGUUACAAUGUCCGAGACCAUGGCACCACGUACCGGGGGAAAGUGAACUUCACCCGCGGCAUGGAACCCUGCCUGCCCUGGACAGACGUUACCAUGUGUAAACAUCAUGCAUUUAGAACCAAGGAUGUUUUUUCUGGACUUGACUACAACUACUGCCGUAACCCAGGAAAUGGUUUGAGACCUUGGUGCUACAUCAGAAAGACCGAUUGUGUGAGAGAUUACUGCGACGUGUGUCUGACAGAACGUCUGUUUGACAAAGUGGACAACUGCGUUGAACUGAAACAAAGUGGUUACUGUACCCGCGGCCUUCACGUCAUGUCCAGGUGUGCACUCACCUGUACCAUGUACCUUCCUCCAAUAGAACACCCGGUUGUCUACACUGAGAUCAAGUGCCACCGCCCGGACCAUGCGAAGGACGGGACUGUGGUGUCUGACAACACGAAGGCGUCGUACAACGUUGGCGAGGUUGUCAAGCUGAAGUGUGUCAGCAGUGGCAGGACGACAUUGGCGCGCUGUCUCACUGACGGCAGGUGGUCGGUCGGCACGUACGUCUGUGGAGCUUGUGCUGUGGGCUGGUCGUUCUACGCAGGGAACUGCUACAGGUACUUCAACCAGAGACUGCAUCACAGCGGAGCCACCAAGAAGUGCCAGGCACGCGGAGGAACCAUCGCAUUCACCAGGACUGCUCGCGAAGAAGCUUUUGUCUUGGACUUGAAAGAGGAAGGGAAGACAAUCUGGCUGGCUGCGACUGAUGUAGAACUUGAGGGUUACUGGGUGUGGCCUGACAACACUAAAGUUCUUUACUCAAACUGGAAGAAAGGGCAGCCUAACAACUUUGGGAAUGAAGACUGUGCAAUAAUCACCCCCACUAAUAAGUGGAACGAUGUUCGGUGCUUCUGGUAUGAGAAACACCGCUUCGUUUGUCAAACAAGACUGGGCGAUCCCGCGGCGUGUAAAGACAGAAGACACACUUGUCAGCAGCUGCUCCAGAAGAGGCCGACCUUCUGCUUUGACUUUCAGAAUUUUGCCAGACACGAAUGUCAGUUCACCUGUGGCCUGUGUAACACAGAAGGUGAUAAGAAGUGUUCGGUGCCGCGGCCGACCACAAACGUGACAUUUGUGGAGAAGAUGACAAAGGGUGAGGGCUUCACCCGUGGAGACACGUUCACUCACACCUGUAUCGACGGCUACCAGCGUGUGUCGGGCGACGCAACGCGGGCCUGCGUCUUCUGUGGAUUCUUCACCGGCAGUCCUCUUGUGUGUGUCGACAUUGACGAGACGAUCGGACCGAACAGUGAUGUGGAGCUCAUGUUGCGACGACGUGUUGGUAAGAGACACCACUACUACACGGGGGACACCGAUGAGCUGCGGGUAGACAGGAACGGGCAGAUCGUCAGGUGGGAGUUCGUCACCAGGGCCGGGGGAGUGCUCGCCUUCCAGGUGUGGAGGCCCGUCGAGGACCUCGGGGAAAACCACUAUGAACUUGUUGGAGAAAAUGUCUUCCGAAAUAUUCCUGACGGACUGGAAGUCAGAUCCCUUCACGUUUUGCGAGAUGAAAGAAUACAAGUGAAGAACGGCGAUCUCAUCGGUGUGUAUUAUGACCGCGGUCGAGCACAUCUGACGUACGAUGUGUGUAGUGACGAAACGGUCCAUGUGUUCACCAUAGACCACUUUCAGAAACAGCGCUACAAAGCGCAAGACGUGGCAAAGUUUUCGGAAGAUAUAGGUUGUGCCGUGUUCUCCAUGAGGGCUGUCAUUGCGCCAAGUCCAGAAUUAUGAUAGGUAGCUCAGUGUAUGCUGGAACAGAUUUUAAAGACGAAUUUAAUUUAUUUAUAUAUUUUUUAUUAAAUAUAUUAAUGGAUUGUUAAUUCAAAUAAUUCAUGAUAUAAAGCCACUGCCUUAUAUAUACUACUUUAUGACUAUAUACGCAUACACUUUACAAGAUGCUGUUUUGUUAAAUUGUCUUUACCAGUGCUUCCAUGGAGCUAAUAUUCAUACAUACGAGUGUCACACAUUGGGUUGUACCGAACAUGUCUACACACAUAUUAUAGUGUAUUUUUCUCGGAAUGUAUUUUGCAUUACAUAAUCGUGUAUGAAUAUCAUCUGAUGGACAAGAAAUUAGAAACAAUUGUUAAAGAAGAACCCUGCAAGAAAUUAGAGACAUUUGUUAAAGGAGAACCCAGCAAUUAGUUAAUUAUUGACCAACAACUGUCAGAUAGCUGCUUAGCUGCAGACCUGAUGUCAAUAUCAAGCACGGGGGGAGAAAGGGGGUGGGGUGAGGAAGGAGGUGGGUGGGUGGGGCUGGUUGGGGGCUAUAUAAUUCUGAAUAAAAAAUAUUGGUAGUAAAUCUUAAGGCAGAGAUGAAUUUUACAUGUAAAAUACAGGAAAUUGCAUUUCAGGACAUCUAGUUUUAAAAAUUAUAUGGGGGAGGGGAGUAUUCCCCCGAACCUCCUAAAAACAUUGCUUUGUGACCUCAAUCUCAGUCAGCCACCCCACCCCAUCUCUAUUUGCUUCUGCUAUGUCUGAAUAUGUCUUUGGUCUGUUAGCCACCAGGCGACCGAGAUGCAGGCCAAAUGAUUCCAGGUUUUAUGGGAAACAUGUUUUCAGUUCUGUGCUCUUGAUAUCAUCAGAACCCACAGGAAAAUGUUUUUCAGUAAUCUUGUAGGUGCGUGUGCAGAUGGGGGCAGGGGGGUUGGGGGUCGACUCCCCCCCCCUCCCCCCCCCCCCCCCAAUCUGCACAAUAUUGUUUUUCUUUUUUAAUGUAUUUUCUCAUGUAGCAGGAUCACAGGAUCACAGGAUCACGUAGCAGGAUUCAGCCCCCCCCCCCCCUCCCCUCCGCACAGUUUCCUGAACACAGACCUGUCUUGGUGAUGGUGGACUAUGUUAUAUGAUUAUGUGUAAUGGACUUUCAGUUUUGUGAUUUUCAUCAGUACACUGCCGACAUGCUACUGGAACAUAUCACUUCCAUGAAAUCAUGUGGCUUUGAGAUCUAUGGAAAACCUUAAUUUUUCCACAAUUUUUUAUUUUAAAAUACCUACUGAAAACUGUUCCUAUGUUUUUUGUGGAUGAAAAGGUCACAGUAACCACUUGAUAUUUCAAGAAGGGGAGGGUGUUGGGUUUCAACCCACCCAGCUCUAGCAAAUUGCUUUUUAAUGCUUUUUCCAGGGGAGCUUGUCUCGACCUUCCUAUAAAAUUCACUAGCCACAGUAUAGACCCCAGCCUGCUAAAAUAACUGUGCAUGCAUCUGCAUCUCUGAAGUGACAUGACAGCACAUACCACAGCCACUAAUAACUACUGCAAGUGGUGGUCUUGAAGAAUAUGCGGUUCCUGUCCAUAUUUAAGAGAUGAUAAAUAUAAUAGGUCUGUGCUGUUCUUUAAAUACAUUUAUAUUAGUACACUUACAAAAACAGAAAAUUACAAACUUUUUAACAGAAUGUUAAAAUUGAUACAUGUAUGACUGUGAACGCCUUCAUUCCUGUGGUCUGAAAUUUUGUAAAAAAAAAAAAAAAGACAAAAAAAAUCACAUUUCAUUGGUUACUUAAGUUCGUUGAUUGAAAACAUAGUAUAAUAAAUUUGUAUUAUGUUUAUAUGUAUGUAUACAUGUAUAUUAUAUUUUCAUUGUAUUCUUAAAUUCAUUGAAAGUUAGACCACCACAAAUUAAAAGUGAUUUAACAAGUGUCAAUUAAAGGGACAUUCCUGAGUUUGCUGCAUUGUAAGAUGUUUCCGACUAAUAAAAUACUUCUACGAUUAAACUUUCAUAUUAAAUAUAUUUUCUUGUUUAGAAUAU
Gigantopelta aegis is the source of this 4923-nucleotide messenger RNA. RefSeq lists its product as uncharacterized. The record is from RefSeq and is a predicted model, not a curated record. NCBI's taxonomy places the organism in Eukaryota, Metazoa, Mollusca, Gastropoda, Neomphalida, Peltospiridae. The coding region runs from base 237 to 2915 and encodes 892 amino acids. The transcript has 19 exons.